Molecule: messenger RNA, 1358 nt
Organism: Teleopsis dalmanni
Lineage: Eukaryota; Metazoa; Arthropoda; Insecta; Diptera; Diopsidae
Product: aldo-keto reductase family 1 member B1-like
Exons: 6
Coding region: 180-1268 (362 amino acids)
Cellular component (GO): cytosol
Molecular function (GO): aldose reductase (NADPH) activity
Source: RefSeq, a predicted model, not a curated record
UUAGAUUUAAGUUUCCUAAAUUAAACCUAUAUUUUUUAAUAUAUUUCUUUGGAAGGGCUUAAAUUAACUAAAAUACGGUCAAUUUCGAGACCGUAAUGUGUAAAAUUGACCUGUGAUGCAUUACUGAGUUGAAUUCCACUGGAGUAGUAGAUUUGGAAUUAGGGCUUGAAUAUUCCACCAUGUUUGCGAAAACUGUUAAGAGUUUAGUUAACUUCCGAGAACUUAAAGCGUUAAAUAAUUAUAUAUAUAAUGUUUAUCAGCGUAAAAAUAAAGUGUCCCCAAUCAUCAAAAUAGUGAGCUCUACAUCGGAAGAAAUUGACGUAAAGCCCAAGUCCAAGUUAACAGUUCUUCUAAAUAACGGUGAAGAAAUUCCGAUGUUGGGGUUGGGUACAUGGAACAGUCUGGACUAUCAAGUUGGAGAAGCAGUGAUGACAGCAAUUGACGCCGGGUAUCGUCAUUUUGAUUGCGCUCACGCUCAUCACAACGAACAACAAAUCGGAUUAGCAUUGCGUGCAAUGUUUAGAAGAACUCAACUAAGCCGAAAAGACAUUUUUAUAACAAGCAAACUAUGGAAUACUUUUCAUCGACCGAGUUUAGUGAGGUUAGCCUGCGAAACUUCUUUAAAAAAUUUGCAAACAGAUUAUUUGGAUUUGUAUUUAAUGCAUUGGCCAAUGGCUUUUAAGGAAGGAAAUGAUCUCAUUCCUUUAGAUUCUGAAGGCGAAAUAAUUUUUUCAUAUAAUGAUUUUGUUGAUACAUGGAUGGCAAUGGAGAAACUUGUAGAAGAUGGUCUGUGCAAAGCUAUUGGUCUAUCCAAUUUCAAUGAAACGCAAAUUGAACGUUUACUUAAAAAUGCAAGUAUAUACCCAGCAGUUAACCAAAUCGAGUGUCACCCUUAUUUAACACAAAAAAAACUAAAAGAAUUCUGUGAAUCAAAAGAUAUAGCAGUGAUUGCAUAUAGUCCAUUAGGUUUGCCCCGAAAUCCAUUUUGCAAUUCAUGUAAUAAACCUCUCAUACAAAGGAAAGAGAUUACACAAUUAGCUAAACUUCUUCAUAAGACUCCAGCCCAAAUUCUUAUAAGAUAUCAGUUACAACGUGGCAAUAUAGUUAUACCUAAAUCGGUCACUAAGGCGCACAUUAGGUCUAAUAUUUUAGUUAAUGAUUUUGAGCUGACUGAAGAAGCUAUGAAGAUGUUGAAUAAGUUAAAUAUUAAUUAUCGUCAUGUACAUUUCAAAACUGCCAGAAAACAUCCGGACUAUCCCUUUAAAUAAAAUGCAUUAUAGCUAAUGAUAUAUCACAAUCCUCGUGACGCCAUCAUAAGAAAAUAUUAACGCACUAUGGAAUAUAAUUUUUAUUACGAU